Oncorhynchus mykiss (rainbow trout) is the source of this 3556-nucleotide messenger RNA. Lineage: Eukaryota; Metazoa; Chordata; Actinopteri; Salmoniformes; Salmonidae. The record is from RefSeq and is a predicted model, not a curated record.
UAGCCUUGGUCCCAGCCAGGUUUGUUUCUCUCCAAACUGAAUGGAAAAUAUAAGGAAGACAGAGCAGAGGAAUGCGAGGAACUUCUGAAUCACAGCUACACAGAGAGAUCUCUGCCUGGACAGUCCAGACAGCGCCAACAUGGCAUGUCAAUAGAUCUCGGUCUGUUACAGUUGUCUAUACUUUAGACGUUUCUGUGGCAUUUGGACAUCCAGGGAUUAAGUGGAAUUUACAGCAGGCAUAUUCAGCAUAACCUCUCACACGACAGGGGAUCGGAAAGAUUAAGAUGCAGGAGGACCCGGUGUAUGAUUUCCCUGAGCCGGUCGGGGAGCUGGUAGGAGAGAGGCGGGCUUGUCCUCAGCGUGGCUCCCUGAAGAACAUCAGUGUGCUGGACCGUCUGCUUCUCACACACCCCGUCUGGCUGCAGCUGUCCAUCAACUCUGCCACCGCUCUGCACAUCCUACAGCGGGAGCCGCCUGGGGUGAGUCACGCACGCACACCGCACUGACGCGCACACACAAAACACAACCUAAGUGUGUAUAUCUCUGCCUUUCUGUAGACCUUUCUGGUGCGCAAGUCCAACACCUCGCAGAAGAAAGUGCUGUGUGUCAGGCUUGCAGACGACAGCGUUCCCUCCUUUGUCAAACAAUUUGUCAUCCGCGAAGUGGACUCCACCUUCUCUUUGGAGAAAGCGGCUAUCGGUUUCCCUGACCUCUUCCGGCUCAUUGCCUUCUACUGUGUUAGCCGGUGCAUGGCAACAGUUGAAUAAGAUGAGAAAAAAGAAGAAACCCGCACACUGCUGUUUCCCGAUGGCCUUGAUGGCCGAUACGUAAAGCUAAAUAAAGAGCAGUGUUUCUUGGCUUCACUGUAGAAUGGGUUUAGGGCAUUUAGACAACUAAUGUCAACCAGUGUUAUCCAUCUAGAUCUGCAUUAUCUCUCAUUAUUGGUCCAAAUCAUAACCUACUAGAAUUAGACCUGUUUAUAAAACCCAUGUGCUGUCUAUUUCAGGGAUGUGUUGCCCUUCCCACUGGAGCUCCCUGAGGCCAUAGUCAAGGCUUCAUCCCACAAACAGCUGGAGUCCAUUUCACACAUGGGCGUGGAGUUCUGGAGUUCCCAGCUGAACUUCAGAGGUCCACGCAAUGGGCCCCCACCAGUCGAGGCGGCACCGCUGCCCCCUAGCCCCACCCCUGAGGACUGUGCCACGCCCCAGGAAAGCCCCACCCUGUUCCAGGAGUUCUGCCCCAUCCAAACACGCAGCCCCCGGGAGCUGAACUGUGGGGCAGCAGGCCAAGGGGCUCUCUGUUUCAUCAACCCACUCUUCCUGCAAUCCCAUCCUGCACUGCACAAACGCCACCAGUUCAAGCGCAGCCUCAAGGUGCGUGUCUCGACUGAGAACUCUAGCCCUUUGUCCCCACCAGUUGCCCCUCCCCCUCCCCCACCUCUGCUGGCCAAGAAAAAUAUUAAGAGCAAGAAGGUCCAGCGGGCCAGUGGAGCAGUGGAAGCCAGAGUGGAGGGUGAGGGAGGGACAGCACCCGUCCAGGAGGACUCAGACUAUUUGCAGCCAUGCUUGGUUCUUCCAGUUCUUCCGCAGAAGACCAGGGUCACACCCACACUGUCUCCCACUGCAGAGGAGGACUACCAUGUGCCAUUAGGUCUCCUGCAGGGACUGGCCCAGGAAAAAGGAGGUGAGGAGGAGGUGGGUCUCCUGCUGGAGCAGAGGUAUGCUCCCUCCCUGAGUGAGCUGGACAGCAGCAGUUCCCUCAGCAGCCUGGAGGAGGCAGAGGAGAGCUCAGAGCGAAUUCCCCUCACCAGGGGUACCAGUAACCCCUCACCCCCAUGCACCUUGCCCCCACGCCAGCCCGUCUCAGUCCUGCGCAAGCUGAGUGCAGUCUUCGUGUCCUUCUUCGUGCCAGAGAAGCGUGUGGCGAGGCUGGUGGAGGACCUGUCCCGUGACAGGAGGAUUGCGUUUGGUGUCCUGGUGCAGGAUUUCCUCAGGCAGCAGCGGGAGGCGAUCAAGCCUCAGUGCCAGAGAUCUAGCGUAGAGCUACUGCAGGGCAUUCGCUUCUUCCUCUCCCAGGCCAAGACCUUCCUGCUGGACUGUGGAGACCUAGAACCCCCAAUUGAGACCAUGGUGCCUGAUGAUGAGAAAGACCUGGUGCUGGAGAAAGCCAUGUUCCGCUGUGUGCUGAAACCUCUGAAGGGACAGAUAGACAGGACACUGCAAACUCUGCAUGAGCGAGACGGUUCCACCCAGAGCAUGGCAGAGAGCCUGGCUGUGGCCAGGGGAAAGACCCCGUUGGAGUGUUUUGGAGUGCGGGUGGGAGUGCCGGAUGCUGCCGGUGUGGAGAAGGUGCGGCAGAAGUUAGCUCUCAUGAGGCGGGCUUACUCGCCCAUUGACAAGGUUGUGCUGCUACUGCAGGUCUGCAAGCUCAUCUAUAAAGCCAUGACGGACAAUUCAGGCAAGGAAUUCGGUGCAGAUGACUUCCUACCAGCCCUGUCCUAUGUCAUUGUACAGUGUAACAUGCCAGAGCUGUCUGUGGAGGUGGAGUACAUGAUGGAGCUGCUGGAGUCAUCGUGGCUGACAGGGGAGGGUGGGUACUACCUGACCAGUGUGUAUGCCAGCCUGUGCCUGAUCCAGAGCCUGCCUGAAGAAAUGCCCUCUAGCGGGCUGACCCAGGGGGCCAGAGACUCCCUGAAAGACUGGAGCCGGCGCCGGAGCAGCCAGGCUCUGAGCCAGAAAAAAAUACAUGAGCAACUGAGGUUUGUCAAGGUUCUGUUUCAAGAUGGAGAAAGCAGCUGGAUAAAAACCCUGCAGUGGAGGGCAGGAGUUAGUGGGGAGGCCCUGACCCAGCUCUGUGCUGCUAAGUUUGGGGUGGACGACCCAGGACUGUUCAAGCUGUACUGGCGGAGUGAGGGGGAGAUUCAAGCCCUCCCAGCCCAGGCCCAGAUCCAGGACCUACAGGGCCAAGGCAGCAGUGGAACACCCCUCAUAUACCAGAAAGCCAAACAGGAUGGACUCAAGACUUGCAAACUAACAAGAGAGGCGGCUGUGGACCUUGUGGAAUCACCUUGAGUACCCAAGCGUUGUGAACGUUUUCUUAAACCCCACUCAACUGCAAGAAAGACUUGCUUCGUGCUUUAUUCUUAAAAUAUGUUAAAUGAACAUUUGCCUGGGUGGAUAUUGCAAAGUACCUUAGACAUUCUGUUUACCAUUUUCCCUAAGUGUAAAUUAUAAACUGGUGGGUUCGAGCCCGGAAUGCUGAUUGGCUGACAGCCGUGGUAUAUCAGACCGUAUACCACGUGUGUGACAAAAGUUAUUUUUACUGCUCUAAUUACGUUGGUAAACAGUUUAUAAUAGCAGUAAGGUACCUUGGGGGGUUUGUGAUAUAUGGCCAAUCUACCAUGGCUAAGGGCUGUGUCCAGGCACUCCGCGAUGCCCUUAUUUCAAUGUGUAUCAGUUCAUGCAGCUCAUUACACAAGCUCCCCGAGAUACCUUUAAUAAUGCAUGAGAAACAAACUGAACAGACAUUGAUAUUAAAAUAACAAAAAAUGACAUUU